AUGAUCGGAGAGGGUCACGACGAGGCCGCUCGCCUCUAUGUGCCGCCACUGCUCGACGAUGAUGAGCGGCUCAUAAACCCCGACGCUUCCGAGGAUUGCCCGCCGCCCGAUGUCGAAACAGGCAGCGCUCUACCCAUCUGGCUGCAAGAGUCGUCUAAAUCCUUUCGCUGGGGAUGGGUGCCUUUGCCUCUCAGAAAGGCUGGCCGUGCGACUGCGAAUUGGAUCAAGGGCCCCGAUCCGCCACAUAUGCUCUUGCUGAAGCCGCUGUUUCCGCGCCUCCAGGAACUGCCGGUCCAGUACCUAGACCAUUUUUUCCCAAAACGAAAGCAGAAAAUCGCACUUUUGAUGCUGCUUUAUGCGACCUGGUUCUUGCCGUGGUUCCUUGUUCUUCUGCACUCGCGCUCCUCGGGAUACAUCGAAGGUUAUGGCCAGCUUCAGACAAUCUCAUGCUCAACCAAUUUCUGGGCAUUCGAUAACGGAUGUGGUAUCAACGGGAACGACUGCCGCCCAUUUUCCUCCUCGACCAUGGCCUUCCGAUGCCCCGCAAACUGCCGUGACACCAAGUUGCUAGAACCUCAUGUCGUGGGCAACCAAACCUUCAACUACCAAGGUCUCGUGAUCGGCGGCCCGCAAGUAGAGUAUUCCGAACCAGCGAUCUACCGUGCCGAUAGUUUUGUCUGCCAAGCCGCUAUUCACUCGGGGGCCAUCACGAACGAUGGUGGCUGUGGCGUCGUAAAGCUGGAAGGUGCAGCACACUCUUUUCCGUCCGUGAAGCAAUUUGGAAUUUUGUCGCAGGCCUUCCCAUCGACAUUUCCCAAGGCUUUCAGCUUCCUCCAGCUAUCCUCGUCGCAAGCAAAUUGUCCAUCUGACCCGCGCUGGCCGCUUCUCUGGGUGACUGCUGCAGCUGUGGGGGUCCUUUGGCUCUACUGCACAUCGCCGCCUGUGCUUUUCUUCAGUACAUUUUUCAUGGUAUUCUGCCAUACAGGAUUGGUUGCCGAUCCGCCAUCGUAUCCAUACCUUUCCGACCUGGUGUCUACACUCCUCUCACGGCUGUUGCCCGCCUCAUUUGUGGUAUACGUUCUAUUCAAGUUCUGUGCAGCUCCACUUCUCCAACCGAUUACGUCGCCCAUCUAUCAGCUAGAGAAACUGUUUUUGUUCCUCCCCCCGCUUUUCAUCGGAGCCUUGAACAAUUACACUUUCGCACGAUUGAUUCCCCUUCAGCGAUUGACACCAAUGGAUAUUCAGCAGCAACCUGGAGCGAAAGUCGCACUUGCAUUUGUCAUUCCCACUGUGCUUACCAUCGUUCUCAGCCAGGCAUGGCAGAUCCGGCAGGGUGGUCUGCUUCCACGCUACCUCAAGAUCUACUGCAGUAUGGGUCUGAUCAUCUUGAUUCUGGCCCCCUUACCUGGUCUGCGACUCCGAAUCCAUCAUUAUAUUCUUGCCAUUCUGCUUAUGCCAGGAACCGCCUUUCCCACGCGCCCCUCUUUGGCCUACCAAGGUUUACUCCUUGGUCUUUUCAUCAACGGCGUUGCCCGUUGGGGAUUUGCCUCUAUUAUCGAGACCCCUGCUGCUUUAGGAGAACUGGCUCCAGGACGUAGUGGAUCUCAGGGCUGGUGGGGUUCCACAUACCCCAAUGUCACUGCAUCGUCCGUUCAAAUAUCUUUGCUUGAACCCGGGCCCAAUCUCACCCACCGCGGUAACGGCAACAUCACCUUCGCUCUAUGGGAACAUGAGCGAAUGUCCAAGCUUGCCGUGGACGGAAUAUCAGUCUUGCUCAACGACGUGGAACGCUGGCGUGGAUACCUCGAUGAAGACCAAGCAGGUGAAUUUACCUGGCACCGCCAUGGCCAUGACGGCUUGGAACUGAUCAAGAUGCCAAUUCUUGAAUCGCGUGAUCUGGGCAGCCGUGACUUCGAGCCACAGUCUGUCUUGCUGGACAACACCGAAUCGGAUGAUGACCAAGAUGAUGAGCCUGAGGACUUGUUCUUCCGGUUUGCCUUUUUGCGCGGUGCCGAGGCUGGCAUGUACGGACCUACUGGUGUUUGGAGCAGAGAUGGGGUGUGGUUUCCACCAGCAUCUCCCAAGAACUAG
Penicillium canariense is the source of this 2091-nucleotide messenger RNA. Its product is annotated as LCCL domain-containing protein. The transcript has 2 exons. The record is from RefSeq and is a predicted model, not a curated record. The coding region runs from base 1 to 2091 and encodes 696 amino acids. NCBI's taxonomy places the organism in Eukaryota, Fungi, Ascomycota, Eurotiomycetes, Eurotiales, Aspergillaceae.